Molecule: messenger RNA, 645 nt
Organism: Epithele typhae
Lineage: Eukaryota; Fungi; Basidiomycota; Agaricomycetes; Polyporales; Epitheliaceae
Exons: 2
Coding region: 1-645 (214 amino acids)
Source: RefSeq, a predicted model, not a curated record
AUGCCUGCGGCCUUCAAGCGGAAGCGCGACGUCGAAGAGCUAUUCAUGUUUCUUGGUACAAGCAUGUACUUCACAGCUGUGAUUCUCCGUGACCUUAAGCGGCUGCGUUGGGAGGCUCCGAAGCACGAUGACGACAACGACAACGACCCCGACUCCGAGAAUGCUGAAGAUGUCGAAGAAGACACAUUCCUGCUGCCACUUGGCUGUCAAUCACCUGUUGAAGACGCUCUCAUCUGCACCUCACUUGUUAUGAUCAGCACCGCAGCCGCAAUCAUAGGCAACUCAUCACGAGGUCGAUACAACCAGAUCCCCCGUUGCCGGGAAUUCUUUCCGAACUCCUCGCUCGGGACCCAAUCUUCCAGUCGACUGGCCGAAAGCCUCAACGUCCCAUCCCCUUUCAGCUGGCAGCAUUCCUCAUUCGGUACAGUCAACGUGGUGGUGAUGCAAUGCUCGCAUCAAAGCUGCUCGCAAUUGGAGCUGGAACUGUCUAUGAUUACUGCAAGAGGGUCGCUCGGGCUCUUCGGAAGCUUGGAAGGCAAGGCUUGCUUCAGUGGCCCCGUGGUGAACAACGUGAAGUCAUCUCCUCGUACAUACAAGAACACUAUGGCUUUCAGCACUGCAUUGGCAUCGUGGACGGAUCCUUGA